GUAACACUGGAUGGUGCAUUCAAUUUGGCCAACCGAAUCGUCUUAGCUAUCCAAUUUAGCCAUCAAAAGAAAAAAUAAACAAUUUGAUUGGACUCUUCCCUUUCUCACGAUACGUAUAUAAAUACGGUAUCGAUCGAUUUAUUUAUUCUUGUGUCUAAAUGCGCACAAGUUUAAUUAUUAGGGCAAAAUGACCAUUUUAACGAAACCAAGUAUAAUAAUCAAGAAAUCAGACGUAACGGAAUCUCCGUUGGUUCACGAUACAACUAUUUGCGAUGAGGAGAAAGUAGAAGUACAUGCUCCACCGGCCUACUGGGCGCAGAAGAAACGUUCUACUGGAGGCCUGCUAUGCAUGUCCAUCAUCGCACUGAUGAUGGCCGUCACCGGCAUCGUCAGUGGGCUUCUGCUGUACCGCCAGUACCUGCGCAGCAACGCUGUCCACCGUUUCCACGUAUUUUGCUCCAUACCAAUGGAACCCAAGCCGGAGGCGCAGCUGCGUUGGCACACGGGGCCGGACGCGGACGUGCAAGUGUUCGCGACGGCGGGCGCGGGCGAGGGCGGGGACGAAGUGGAUGAACUGCUGGAGCGGCUCGAGAUCGACGACGACUUCGAGCGUAUCCUCGUCAUCGAUAACGGCCGCAACGUGGAGUUCAUUCACAACUUUAACAUCAACAUGACUGGCAUCGUGGACAAGGAGCGGUGCUUCUUCAUGCCGCUGGAGGCGUCGCUGGUGCUGCCGCCGCCGCAGCUGCUGGCGGGCAUCGCCGCUGGCGCUGCUGGCGCGGCGGGUGGCGGCUGGGACGUGUCGCGCGUGCGCAGCGCGCUGCAGGCGGCGCUGCCGCGCGCGGCGCCGGGCGCGGCGCUGCUGCGCGCGCUGCGCGCCGACGCGUGCCGCCACCGGCCCUCCUACAUGCUGCACGCGCCCGCGCCCGCGCCCGCGCCCGCGCCCGGGGACAUGCUCGUACGCAAGCGGUCGGCAGACGAGCCCCAGCACGACUACAUUCAGUUCUCUGGACAACACAUCCAGGAGAUUCAGAUCAGCAACAUGGCCGAGCUGCUCAAGUACGAGCGUAGCCAGGCUUAGAGGAGCAGUGCUACUGUGGCGUACGGCAUCAAGCACACAUACGACACACAAUACAUCUAGUGUCACUAAAAUUAUUACAUAUUUGAUCUUGGUAAUUACAGCACACAUUUGCUCUCAAUGAUCACAACACACAUUUGCUCUCAAUGGUCACAGCACACAACUGUUGCCAAUGAUCACAACACACGUUUGAUCUCAAUGGUCACAGCACACAACUGUUGCCAAUGAUCACAACACACGUUUGAUCUCAAUGGUCACAGCACACAACUGUUGCCAAUGAUCACAACACAUGUUUGAUCUCAAUGGUCACAGCACACAACUGUUGCCAAUGAUCACAACACACGUUUGAUCUCAAUGGUCACAGCACACAACUGUUGCCAAUGAUCACAACACACGUUUGAUCUCAAUGGUCACAGCACACAACUGUUGCCAAUGAUCACAACACACGUUUGAUCUCAAUGGUCACAGCACACAACUGUUGCCAAUGAUCACAACACACGUUUGAUCUCAAUGGUCACAGCACACAACUGUUGCCAAUGAUCACAGCACACGCCUUUUUACCAAUGAUCAAACUAAAUAUUUUAUGUAAUCGAUUAAGUGUAAUGAGUGUAUUGAAUCAAAAUGUACGAUUGUGUCGUGAGGGAUAAAAUAAGAUUGGCAAUCUCAACUUUUAAAACUGUAAUUCUCAACUAUUAAUUUUUAUAUCAGUUGUUAUGAGACAGAAAUAAGGCAAUAAAACGUUGUAGUUUUAUUUUAAAAUUGUAGUGUUGGUUUGUAUGUUUUUAUUUUUUUCAAUUAUGGUUAUGAUCCAAAUACAUGAUCUCAUUUGUAUUCCAAAGUAUUUGUAAAAAUUUUUGUUCAUUUCAAUUGUUUUGGAAAGGAAUUCAGAUUUUUAAGGUUUCCGUGGCUGUAGGAUCCAAGUUUGACGAUUGUUUCAGGCAGUUGUCAUAGCAUAUCGAUCAUUAACUGUCUACUGCGGAAUAUAAGGCCUCCCCCAUAAGGGGGGGGGGAGGAGUUGCCAAUAAUUUCCAUGCUUGGCAGGUAGUUUGACAACCGCAGUUACGCUUUUAGUGAUGUUUUGGUCGACGUUUCGACGGUCACUACUCCCCAUCUUUUGACCAUUAAUUUCCUUUAGUCACUUCUUAUAACAUCCACUGGAGAGGAAGGGGUGGCCCAUUCUAUGCCCUGAAACAAGUUUGGGGCAUGCUUUGGGGCAACGAAAGAAAUGAACUUAUCUAAAAUAAUUUUGAGUCUGAGUGAUCUGAUUUGUCUUCAGAUUUUCCUAGUCUGAUCUCUCUCUAAGGUAUCCUAAAUCGAGGAUUAGAUUGGUUUGAAGGUGUGGCAUUUAUCUGCAAAAUGAGACCAAGAUAAUGAAUUUCUUUCUAAAACUAAUUGGAAAUAUUUGAGAACGGCCUAAAGGACGUCUUUAUUUAAGUUAAAUUAUUGUGGAAUUUAAAAAUUAGACAUUGGGUUUUAAAACAUGGGCCAAUUCUGAGACGCUAUUUCAUAAAAUUAUAAGCUUCAUAAACGUAACCUGUCUUAACGUAAAAUUUUAAUUUGAUAAUUUCGCGAAAUUAUUAUUUUAUGGACCAUCAUAAAUUAAAUUUACAAUAAUUUAGACAUAAAUUUAUUGGAGAUUUAGUUUAUAUUGGUACUUAAAGAUUUCGCUGUUAUAUUAAAUUGUGAUUUUAAUUUUAGAGACUGUUUUAGAGUAAUGAACCCAUUUAGUUCACCAGUAUUAUUUAUUUCAAAGCAGUAUUAUAUAGCAAAAUAUUUAUUUUUACUAAUAACUAUCGUGAGUCAUACUCUAUUGUAAUUUAUUUAUGUUGACUUACUAAAGUUUUAUAUUCGGGGACUAGUUUCGAAUUCAACAGGAGCCCUUAUUCAUAAGCAUGGUUCAUGGCUGUGUCCCGAGCAGCUGUGAGUACGAGUAAAGUUGACAUAAAUAAUUAGAUUUUUUUUUUAUUAAUAACGUAUAAAAAAAUUGUCGUGGUUUGAAAAAGUUUAUGCACUUAGAUUUACAUGUAUCAUUCCUAAAUAUGUUAGCGGUACGGUACGAAGAUUUUAAAGUAUUUUAUAUAUAAUGUGAUGCAUGUUUUAUGUCUUAGCAUUAAUGCACACUGCGAAUUUUUUAGUCUACAUGGAAACUGUAUAGGUUCAUACAUUUAAUAUACUACUAGUACAGUAAAUACUUCAUACAUAUGAUCUCCCAUCCCUAAUUCGCAUAAACAAAUAGUGUGGUACAAAAUUCGCAGUGUGUUCUGAAAUCUGUCAAUAGUCUGUCAAACGUCAAAAAGGUCUUCGUACCGUUUUCUAAUUAUACGGCUGUGUUUUUAAUUUUUAUUAUUAUUUCCGUAUUUUAUAAUUACUAAUAUCCAUUUAAAAGAAAACAUUGUAUGUUAUCCUGUAUUCUUACGCAUCCAAACGUAACUUCAUAUAGAAUAAUUUAUAUAUUUUUGAAUAUUACUAUCUUUUAAUGUAAUCUGCCAAGAAUGUGACAUGUACUCAUAUGAAGUUUUGUAGGAAAGUAGGUUAUAAUAAUGGAUUGGUGAUUAAAUACACAUUUACACUGUUUAUCUCUUUUAUAUAACUUUAUUCUAGUGGUGGUUUGAAACUGGUAAAAUAAGGAACUUGUAUAUAUAUGUAUAACAUAUGAAAUGUUCCUGUUCCAGUUUGACAACAGUUGUAUUGGCCUGUUCUAAAAUAUAACAGUACUAAAAUAGCAGUUAUUUUGAAAUAAUAACAAUUCCAAAAUAACAGUUAUUCCAAAAUAACAACAAUUCCAAAAUAACAGUUAUUCCAAAAUAGCAACAAUUCAAAAAUAACAGUUAUUCUAAAAUAACUACAAUUCCAAAAUAACAGUUAUUCUAAAAUAGCAAUAACUCCAAACUCCAACAGAUCGGUUUGGAACAGUUGUUACGAUUUCAAUGAAACCGGUUCGAAUUGUCAUUUUUGAAACCUGUUGUGUUUGACUGUUGGCUCGCCUCAGUUUGAUUCCUCAACAUUCGUCAUCUUCUAAAAUGUCAUGAUGCUUCACAGUUCUUCGUACCACUGAUUUGGCUUUACCACUUCUUCAAUUUGGCCAAUAUACCCUCGAUGGGUACGCCCUCUGUCGAUUUGUCCAAUCACUUACAUAGAUCUAAAUGUGUAGUCCUCAGUGGUAAUAUCGUGGAUGCCUGGUACUAUAACCCAACGCCACUUUAGCGUUUAAUUAUGUCUAUAUAAAAUAUAUUAAAGUCCAAUUUGUAGUAUAAGCACAUGAUCUAUUGUCAAGUUUAGAUGUUUUCACUUUAUAUUUUGUUAUUUAAGUUGUUGUUAGUUUUUCACUAAUUAUUAAUAAUAGUGAUUGUGGUACACCAUUAUAUGCAUUAGAUUAUAUUGCUAAAAUAUUUUAAAUUAUAACAAGUUAUUUAUAUAGAAUACUAUAGCAAAUAUCAAUGUCUCCUUAAAGUAAGAUUUAUUUCUAAUUAUCUGUUUGAAUCAUCAUUUUAAAUAUAACGUAAAUGUGUUUUUAAAUAUGAUAUUCGCUAACACAUAAUGAAAAACAGUCAUUUAGUGAUGUAUCUCAAUUCACAGUCUAUAUCAAAAUAUUUGACAUGAAUAUUAUUGGUCUAGUGCCAUUACAAUGCAUUUAUUUCUCUUAACUUGUACCUGUGUCAUACAUGUCACAAAGUCAUGUUCACUUUUUAAAAUAUUUGUCACUUGUAAAUUGUAUACUUUAGGUGUUGUCGUUUUCCUACCAUUUUCUACUAUUAAAAAUCAAGCGUAUUCGUCUAUUUUUCUACUAUGUUGCCAAAUAUUACAGAACACUAGACAAUUUGGUUAACUAAUUGCCUACGAAAUUUUCUGACAUCAACAAUCUGUCACUAUUUAUGUGAGCCGAACGUAAUUGCCCGUUUUUUAUUAGUAGAAAAUGGUAGUAAUGAAAUAUGACAAGUGUUAGGAGAUGCGCUGUAGUGACCGCUAUGAAUACAAUUAUUAUGUUUAGACGUAAUGCAAUUAAUUCACAAUCUAAUUUGAUCGCUAAUCACCUAAAAAUUUAGCUUCAUAAAGCCAGUAUGUGUAGCUAAAAUUUGGUAUACUGCUGUAGUGAGAAAGUAGCAGUGUAUGAGCGUUUUAAGAAUUAUAAAUACGCCGAAUAGCUAUCGAUAUAGCAUUUAUUAACAAAUAUUUCUGUCACGAAUUUAAUUAUUCACGUAUUGUUCGGUUUAGAAAAUUUUGUGAUAGAUUUUCAUGGUAGGUCACUUUUUCAUCAUAAUAUGAGGUAGUUUGACACGUAUGUUUGAUUCAUAAGGACCAAUACUCACCAGUGGAACUUUGUUGACAGAUACCGCCUAUAUUAUGCUGUAGUUUCCUAAGUCGAUAAAAAAUAAAAUUAAAAAAAGAAUUAAUACUCGUAUUUUUUUUUAUAGUUGUACGUACUUGUAUAUUGUUUUAUAGAGGUCACUAAGCGCCUGCGUAUUAAAUUUUAAAAUAAAAUAUUAGUAAUGGAUUAAGUAGGUAAUAACGCUGGCUGUUAGUUGAUAAUUGGCUAUAAACGUAUUUAGAUGUUUAAUCUGUUAGUUUCUAUGUUCAAGAUUCACGUUCCGUUUCCGAAAUAAAAAUGAGUGCAUAAUUUAAAAUUCUCCAUUCGGUAAUUUUAAAAUGGCAACACAUUCAUGUAUUUUUUUUCUAGGCUUAUUUUGUAAUAUUACGUAAUGCCUAUACCUAAAUAAAAUGUCGUCAAAA
Messenger RNA from Galleria mellonella (greater wax moth), 5806 nucleotides. RefSeq lists its product as uncharacterized. Gene Ontology annotation, molecular function: amyloid-beta binding. The record is from RefSeq and is a predicted model, not a curated record. The transcript has 6 exons. Gene Ontology annotation, cellular component: Golgi apparatus; plasma membrane; extracellular exosome. NCBI's taxonomy places the organism in Eukaryota, Metazoa, Arthropoda, Insecta, Lepidoptera, Pyralidae. Gene Ontology annotation, biological process: negative regulation of amyloid precursor protein biosynthetic process. Bases 188 to 1081 code for a protein of 297 amino acids.